Molecule: messenger RNA, 2128 nt
Organism: Piliocolobus tephrosceles (Ugandan red Colobus)
Lineage: Eukaryota; Metazoa; Chordata; Mammalia; Primates; Cercopithecidae
Exons: 2
Coding region: 1036-1707 (223 amino acids)
Source: RefSeq, a predicted model, not a curated record
UCAUUUUCCUGCAAGUUGGAGCUUCCUUCUUUCAGUCUUCACAAUAAAUCUUGCUGCUGCUCACUUUUUAGGUCCACACCGCCCCGCGAAGUUCUGCAGCUUUACUCUUAAAGCCAGUGAGACCACGAACCCACAGGGAGGGACGAACAACUCCGGACGUGCCACUUUUAUGAACUGUAACACUCACUGCCAAGGUCUGUAGCUUCACUCCUGAAGUCAGCGAGACCACGAACCCACCAGGAGGAGGAAACUCCAGACACAUCAUCUUUAAGAACUGUAACACUCACUGCGAGGAUCCAUGGCUUUAUUCUUGAAGUCAGCGAGACCAAGAAUUCACCAAUUCCGGACACAGACUUCAUAGUUCUCUGGGCUAGUAUCUUUUUCUGAGACUACAGUUAAAAGGUGGUGAUCUUUUGGAUGGUUUGCAUGAAGUUGCUGUUGUCCAGGGCAUCACCAAGAUUGAAGUCCUCCCCGUCAUCCAACUGGCCAUGGUAGGUGGCGAUCUCAUACUCCUGGGCCUGAUACUGCCCCUCUGCCUGGGAUGCAGCAGGACCACCUCCAGGUGUAGCAGGACCCUGUCGAGCUGCAUAGUGUAGCGGGCCUCCACCUCCCUCAGGCUGUUCUUCAAGCUGACCUUCAGAUUUCUCAUCGAGUCCAGGUCAAUCUCCAAGGACUGGACUGUACAUCUCAGCCCCGUGAACGUCAUCUCAGCAGCUCUGAUCUUGGAGGACUGUGCAGUGACCACUGUGGUGCUCUUCUCAGUCUGCUGGGACCAGUACUUGUCUAGUUCCUCUCGGUUCUUUUGAGACAGCUCAUUGUAUUGGGCCUGGUUGUCUGCCAUGAUCUUGUUGAGGUCCUGAGAUUUGGGGGCAUCUACCUCCACAGUCAACCCAGAGCUGGCAAUCUGAGCUUGUAGGCUUUUUACUUUCUCUUCAUGUCCUUCUUCAUGAAGAGCAACUCCUCCUUGAAAGCCUCAAUCUCUGUCUCCAGCUGCAGCCAAGUGACAUUGGUAUCAUUUAUGACCUUGCAGAGCCCAUGGAUGUUGCUUUCCACAGACUGGCACAUGGCCAGCUCUGUCUAAUACCUGACUUCAGCAGGAAGAUGAGCAUUGUCAAUCUGCAGAACGAUGCAAGAAUCGUCCACAGUAUUUGCAAAGAUCUGAACCCUCAGGUCCUCAAUGGUCUUGAAGUAAUGUCCCCAGCCUCUGACCUGGGGUCCGUUAUUCUCCAGGUGCUCCCAGAUUUUGUUCUCCAGCCUCCAAUUCUUAGUCUCCACGCUCCUCACCCUGUCCACGUGGAAGGCCAGGCAGUGGUUCAGGCUUUGCAUGGUCUUCUUCUCAUUCUGGGUGUCCCCCCUCAUUCCUGCCAGACCCCCACCCAUCCCUGUGGCCAGGCCACCGGACCCCAAGCCGUCCCGGAAGCUGGUGGAGCAGGACACGGAGAUCCGGGAACCAGAGCCCUCUGCGCCUUCACAGACACUGGCCGCUGUUCUGAUCGGUUGGGCGCCGUAGCUGAGUGGCUGGGCAGAGCCCAGGGACCCAUAUUUGGUGGAGAAGGUGGAAUGAGUGGUGAAGCUCAUGCUGUCCGGGAGGAGAGCAAGAGGACAGGACUCAGGUUUUGCCAACAAUGCAAGCUGAUCUUAAAAUGGGCAAAGGGCUUGAAAGCUGUUUCUCCGAAGAAGAGAUACAAAUGGCUAAUGAGCACGUGAAAAGAUGCCCCACAUCACUAACCAUUAGGGAAGUGUAAAUCAAAACCACAACAAGAUACCCCCUUAUACACAACGCAAUAGCUAUCAUUAAAAACAACAACAACAGAAAAUAACAAGUGUUGGUGAGGAUGUGGAGAAAUUGGAACACUUGUGCAUUGCUGGCAGGAAUAUAAAAUGAUGCCACUCCUCAAGUAUACAUAUGUAACAAACCUGCACGUUAUGCACAUGUAUCCUAGAACUUAAAGUAUAUAAAAAAAAAAAAAAACCUGGAAAAUUGACAAAGGACUAAAAGGAGGGCUUUUGGGGUAUUUCCCCCAAUCCUGGUUCAACAGACAUUUACUUAUUACUUACUAUAUGUAAUUGCUACCUUUUAUGUAUCUAUAAAAUAUAUGUGACAGAAACACAUACAAAAAAAAAAAAA